AUGGCGACCCACAAAGCUAAUGCUCCUCCUCCAAAUCCCAACAGCCUUGCCAUUCAAAUCCGCAAGAUCAUUGACGAAGAACGUAUAGCAAUUACCAGUGACGUCCUGGUCAUUGCAAAUGCCGAUCGAGUCGGACCUGAUGCCAAGUACGUAGAGUGGCUUGACCGAAUGCUUGAAGCCAAGGGAGAUCUGUGGAGGCAAAUAGGGAUUCGAGAUGCCAUUUUGCUCAGCCGGUCACUUAUUGAUAUGGACAAAAAUCUCUUCCUGGCCGCUUCUCAAUUCUGGUCAGUCACCACAAACUCAUUUCAUUUUAAGGUAGGCCUCAUGAGCCCUACCCUUCAGGACUUAGCUUUCUUGACAGGCCUCCGUCCCCAUGGGAUAGAGGCCAAUUACUUUUUGUCACAGAAAACUCCUUACUUUGAGUAUAAAGAACCCUUGUCUUUUACCCCCUUCUUUAACCAUUAUGCCAAAAAGGGACCCGUUGAGGAUAGUGAACACGUGGCCUUCCUCCUGUAUUGGUUAAACAAAUUUAUCUUCUGUGUCUCCGCAAAUAGGGUCACCAAGGAUUUUAUAGACUUGGCAUGUGCCCUGGCUUCUGGGCAGAAGCUGGCAUUAGGCCCUUUGGUCUUACCCCAUCUUUACCGUGGUAUGAAGGAACUGAUUAGCAACAAAUUUAUCUUUGCCCCCGAACCCCUGUGGAUUAUGACCCUAUGGUUAUGGUCCUACUUUCCUAAACUUGCCCCACCCAUGAACAAAAAGCCAGAACACACCUGUUACGGCCUCCAUUACACUGGUGCUCGCGGUCCUAGAUACGCCUUCGGGACCUACUUCAAGUUCUUCUACCAUCAACUCACUGGGAUGGGGAAGAACUGGCUGCCCUUUGUCAGGGAUACGGUGCCCUGGUGGCUAAAACAAGAAGCCUCAGAUCCAGGUGAUGACUAUGACGACCAUCUCGAGAUUUGGAGCAGCUUUCUGAUUUCCAGAGACCUCAUGUAUGGCAUGGCCUAUACUCCUACCAAUUACAAGUGUGGAGUUGAGUACUAUAAUGCAGCCCAAUUUGCCAGACAGUUCGGCCUUUGUCAACUCACUCCAUUGCCUCCAUACCAGUCCCUAAAUGAGGAUUUCACCGACAGGCCCGUCGUUCAACCAAAGGACCUAGAGAGGGUUAGGAACACUCUCCUUGAGCUUCGGAAGACCUUUGCCCUUCAUCGCUAUGCUGAACGCACCGACAAAGGAGCCAAAUUUGAUAGUCCAGAAAGCAUUCCUGAUGAGACCCCUACCGAAACUGCGCCACAGAAACCCAAAAGGACCAAGAUGCUUGCACGCAAGCAGGCGCCAGAGGCCUCUCAGACCACUGUGGCGGGUAGAACAAAGAGUAGUGCCAAAACCAGUUCACUUGAGUCUGACCCUUUGGAAAAGAUCAAAGAAGGGCAAGCUGAUUCCGCUCUUACCAAGAAGAGGUUGAGGAAGAAAAAACCUGUUCCAGUUGACUCUGAAAAUACCGUGUUUGCUACAGCGGGCAAUCCCAUUGUAAGGAUGUAUUGUGACAUGUCCUCUUCAGCAUUUAUGGCCUCUUAUUAUCACCUAAUCCCUCUUGCUUUUAAUCCCAAGGAACUUGAUGAGUAUUUCGAAGAAGAGAAAGAGAUAGAAGACAAAGGACUCGGCAUGCCUCAACAAGAACCUGAACACGAAGCAUCAUCUAGGACCCCAGAGAAGCCCAGUUCUCCAGUGAUCAAACCUAUCCCAUCGACUGAUCCUCCUGCCGAACCUGAAUUCGUUGUCGUGCCAGAGGAAGAAGAAGAAGAAGAUCUGGACACAUUAUUUUAG
Messenger RNA from Rhododendron vialii, 1827 nucleotides. RefSeq lists its product as uncharacterized. Gene Ontology annotation, biological process: meristem maintenance; meristem development. Lineage: Eukaryota; Viridiplantae; Streptophyta; Magnoliopsida; Ericales; Ericaceae. Bases 1 to 1827 code for a protein of 608 amino acids. The transcript is spliced from 5 exons. The record is from RefSeq and is a predicted model, not a curated record.